CACAGGUAGUCCUUUCAGUUGACCACCCUUCCCAUCAUGCUCCAACCUCGAAUAUACAGACCUGUGGUGUCCUCGGAGGCGUCUCUAGCCGCGCUAGCUUCGUCUCUGAGUGCAUUGAGCCUAUGCUCAAAACACGCUCACCUCAACCCGCGGACCUCAACUAUCUUCGUUCGCCAUGCUUCUCACGCCCAGCAAGGCCGCGCAAACGGUCCCUCCGACUCCGCGGGGAGACGGCUGGGAGCCAAAAAGGGCUCUUCAGAAUGGGUGCACCCCGGAAACAUAAUAUUCAAACAGAGAGGAACGAAAUGGUUCCCCGGCGAGAACGUCGGCAUCGGGAAAGACCACACCCUUUACGCCCUCGAAUACGGCUAUGUGCGCUACUACCGAGAUCCCCUGAAGCAUCCCAAGAGACGAUACAUCGGCGUGGCACUGGAAAAGGAAGGACCAAGAUCUCAACUUCCCACACCGCGCAAUGCGCCCACUCGGAGACGGCUAGGGAUGUACGCCGCGCCCAUGCAACCGCCACCAGAGUCUCAAAAGUCUGUGGACGAGUCGUUCCUCGAGGCUCACCUGAGCCUGAGCAGCAAGGGCCACGGCCAAGUAGCGUUCAAAUCCUCGAGGGGAGCAGUCACGCCGACUCCGGCAGCGCCUCCGCCGGCCUUCAACCGACAAGGGACGUAUCGUGAGGCAAACGCAUCGAUCGGUUGGGCGGCUGAAAGGAAGGGAGUGAAGGUGCGGGAGUACGAUCGCAACGACCGGUGGCUGGCAUGGAAGAAGCGGUCGCUCAGAGUGAAGAGAGGCAUGGAGGCCAAAGCAGCUAGGGCGAUGAGAAAGACCAAGGGCAAGAAAUCUAAUAAAGGACAGAAGACUGCCCAGAAGAAGAAGUGAUGAGAGUGCAUGGAAGUGUGAGACAAGUGUACAAAUAUAUGAGCACUAUCAUCCGACCGAUUGACCACGGUGAUGACUAUAUUCGCAGCUCGCAGCACCAAAGGCAGCGUUCUGUUUGGGUGAUUGUGAAAAGUCAAAAAUCUCUUUCAUCUAUAUAUCGCAGACUCGCCAUGCUCUAACAAUUUUCCUCAAUACAGAGCGUUACACGCUGGGGAAUGACUUGACCUCACAACUCGUCUCCAGACU
This is a messenger RNA of Cladophialophora immunda, 1134 nucleotides long. Its product is annotated as ribosomal protein L27. Gene Ontology annotation, biological process: translation. Gene Ontology annotation, molecular function: structural constituent of ribosome. Lineage: Eukaryota; Fungi; Ascomycota; Eurotiomycetes; Chaetothyriales; Herpotrichiellaceae. The record is from RefSeq and is a predicted model, not a curated record. Gene Ontology annotation, cellular component: mitochondrial large ribosomal subunit; ribosome. The transcript has 2 exons. Bases 37 to 888 code for a protein of 283 amino acids.